Messenger RNA from Pteropus alecto (black flying fox), 2153 nucleotides. RefSeq names its product Rho GDP dissociation inhibitor alpha (gene ARHGDIA). Gene Ontology annotation, cellular component: membrane; cytosol; cytoplasm. The record is from RefSeq and is a predicted model, not a curated record. NCBI's taxonomy places the organism in Eukaryota, Metazoa, Chordata, Mammalia, Chiroptera, Pteropodidae. The transcript has 6 exons. Gene Ontology annotation, biological process: Rho protein signal transduction. Bases 370 to 984 code for a protein of 204 amino acids. Gene Ontology annotation, molecular function: protein binding; Rho GDP-dissociation inhibitor activity.
UCUUCUGGACAUCCCCGAGCUCCCCACCCCACUUAACCCCACCCCGCGCCUGGCCCAGAUUGCGGGGCCCAGCGAAAGUACGGGCGGCGGCAUCGCUCUCGGAGGAUCCUGUCGCCUGCGGCCGCACUGGGUGGCGUUAGGGCGUGAGCCUUCUACAGGAAUUCCAGAGGAAGCGGCUGGGAGGCCUGGAAGAGCCGGCGGCCCCACCCUGCCUGCGGCGGCCGGCCCGCUCUAGGUGCCCAGUGGCCCUUUGUGAGACCUGGUACUUGGGCACGUCCUGGCUGCCAGGCUGGAUCCGGAGAAAAGGCGUUGUUUACCUUCCCGUGGCCACCUGAGUUCCGGGGUGUGGCAGAUCCAGCUAGAGGCAGCAUGGCCGAGCAGGAGCCCACCGCCGAGCAGUUGGCGCAGAUUGCGGCGGACAACGAGGAGGACGAGCACUCGGUGGGCUACCGGCCCCCGGCCCAGAAGAGCAUCCAGGAGAUCCAGGAGCUGGACAAGGACGACGAGAGUCUGCGCAAGUACAAAGAGGCCCUGCUGGGCCGUGUGGCUGUGGCCGCUGACCCCAAUGUCCCCAACGUUGUUGUGACCCGCCUGACCCUGGUGUGCAGCACAGCCCCGGGCCCCCUGGAGCUGGACCUGUCUGGGGACCUGGAGAGCUUCAAGAAGCAGUCGUUUGUGCUGAAAGAGGGUGUGGAGUAUCGGAUAAAGAUCUCUUUCCGGGUGAACCGAGAGAUCGUGUCCGGCAUGAAGUACAUCCAGCACACGUUCCGGAAAGGCGUCAGGAUCGACAAGACCGACUACAUGGUGGGGAGCUACGGGCCGCGCGCCGAGGAGUACGAGUUCCUGACGCCCGUGGAGGAGGCGCCGAAGGGCAUGCUGGCCCGCGGGAGCUACAACAUCAAGUCCCGCUUCACAGACGACGACAAGACUGAUCACCUGUCCUGGGAGUGGAAUCUCACCAUCAAGAAGGAGUGGAAGGACUGAGCGUAGGCCUGGAGGCAGGCAGGGUGAUGGCGGGGCGCACCCCCCACCCCUCCCCCACCCCCAUACCAAAGUGCUGACAGGGCGCCUGCCCACGCUGCGGUCUUUCCCCCUGGUCCGCCUCCCGGCCAGCCCGGCCCCCCUCGACCCUCCCCAGCCUGCAGCCCCCAGCCUCCUGGGUGGUCUCGUGUCACUGCUGCUUCAUUCUGUGCUGUGAGGGGAGGACGGCCGUAGCCCAGGCCUCCCCCUCCCCCUCUGUGUCCCUCCACGUUCCCCCACCUGUCCUGACCCCGCCUGAGGCCCUGGCUUUUCCGAGGCAGUGGGGCAUUGGAUGGGGUCUCGUGGUUUCAGUUGCCCCAACUCCCAUCGUCUCCCCCUGCGGGGUGGGGGUGGGGUGCAUGAUGCAGGGCCUUGUGGGGACCAGCCGUCCCCCAGCUGUCACUCUUCCCUGGUCAGCUUGCCCACCGUUGUCAGUAACCAUCUAACCAUGAUGCCUUAACAUGCAGAACGUGUGCGUGGGGCCGUCACUAAUCUCUGACCCCUGUGUCUGCAUGAGCAUGUGGUCUCCCCCAGUCCCUUUCCCAGCUGCAGUCCCGGUCGCCCAGGGAGGUGUAGGAUGUGCUGCUGCUGUUCCCCGGCCUGCCAGGGCCUGGCCAGCCCCCUCCCCGUGGCCCUCCCCUAGCCCGGGCUGUGGGGACAGUCCCAGGCGCUUAGGGAAAGCCAAAUUGCCAAAACUCAAGUCGCCUCCAGUCUCAUCGGGGAGGCUGGGUGUCCUCAUGCCUCUGCCUUCUUUGUCCCAGUGGGCAGCACCCAGACCCAGACCCCACAGCCCCGACAGACAGCCCUCGGUGGACAAAGCCAGCAGCCGAGCCUUACUUGUCCCACCUGGGCCCACCGGCCUGGAGUGGCAUGCCUGGCCUGUCAGUAUUUAUUGCCUCCAUAUGUGCCGUCCUCUGGGCCCGCUGGCCUGCCACCUCUGCCCCCAGGCUCGGUGCCACCAUCCCUGGCAGGCCCUCCCCGGACCCAGCCAGGACACCCGUGGGACCAAGCAUGCACAGUCGGAGCUGUCCCCUGUGCCACCCCUCCCCUCGCUGGUCAGGCCCGGGCUGGAACACAGGAACCCGUCCCUGCUUCUCCUUUUCAGACCAGGAAAUAAACUCCCCCCCAGAGGA